Messenger RNA from Amborella trichopoda, 2457 nucleotides. RefSeq names its product calcium-dependent protein kinase 20. NCBI's taxonomy places the organism in Eukaryota, Viridiplantae, Streptophyta, Magnoliopsida, Amborellales, Amborellaceae. Gene Ontology annotation, molecular function: ATP binding; protein kinase activity; calcium ion binding. Gene Ontology annotation, biological process: protein phosphorylation. The record is from RefSeq and is a predicted model, not a curated record.
CGAACAAGAACGAGAGGAGAGAGAAAGUAGAGAGAGAGAGAACAGGGGUGGUAGGAAAGGAAGAAAACGAAAAGGGGAAACGGUGAAGAAUGCUUUGACCUUCAUUGGCCAUGGCCGAUAACCAGUCUUCAAAAAACCCUAACCCUAAAAUUUGACCCCAAUAUCCUUCCUCCUAUCCCCUUCUGCAAACUCCCCCCUAUUAAAACAUCUCACCUACCCUCUCUCUACACCCAUUUCUCCUCCUCAAUAUUUAGGACUUUUCUCCAUUCAGAGCUAUAUCUAUUAGCUAAGGUUUUUUCUCCUGGUUUUAUCUCUCUUCUGAACCAACCCAUUUCCUGCUAUUGAAGACUUUGAGCUCGAAAAGUCCCCGAUCCAUGUGAAUUGCCUUUUUUUCAGCCGGUAACCCUAGCCAUCCUGCAAGUUAGGGUUUCAUAUUAUCACAUUUCCCCAAUUAACUAAGGCUUCAAAACCUUGUUUCUCGGAACCAGUUUUAGAAACUAAGGUUUUGAUCCCUUAAAUCCUUCAAUCCAUGGGGAAUUGCUGUUCAAACCCUGGUGAACCAAACCAGAAAACACAGAAGAAGCAGAAGAAGCCCAACCCUUUCUCCGUUGACUAUCCAGGGAGCUACAAUUCAAGCAAUUCGGGAAGCAAGCCGCCUGUUUUGAAGGACCCAACAGGGAGAGACAUAGCCAGUCGAUAUGACCUAGGGCGCGAGCUUGGAAGAGGUGAAUUUGGGAUCACUUAUUUAUGCACGGAUAGGGAUACAGGGGAGGUUUUGGCCUGCAAAUCUAUAUCAAAGAAGAAGUUGAGAACAGCAGUUGAUAUUGAAGAUGUUAGGAGAGAGGUUGCGAUAAUGGGGCAUUUGCCCAAACACCCGAAUAUUGUUAGUUUGAAAGAUACAUAUGAGGAUGAUAAUGCUGUUCAUUUGGUGAUGGAGCUUUGUGAAGGUGGGGAAUUGUUUGACCGGAUCGUGGCUAGAGGACACUACACCGAGAGAGCGGCGGCCGUUGUGACUCGAACCAUUGUCGAAGUUGUGCAGCUCUGCCAUAAGCAUGGCGUAAUGCAUCGUGACCUCAAGCCAGAGAAUUUCUUAUUUGCAAACAAGAAAGAAACAUCACCAUUGAAGGCUAUUGACUUUGGGUUGUCUGUUUUCUUCAAACCUGGGGAGCACUUUAGUGAGAUUGUAGGGAGUCCAUAUUACAUGGCUCCGGAGGUGCUGAAACGAAAUUAUGGCCCAGAAGUUGAUGUUUGGAGUGCUGGAGUUAUUCUUUACAUCUUACUAUGUGGAGUGCCACCUUUUUGGGCUGAAACUGAACAAGGAGUUGCUCAGGCAAUUAUUCGCUCAGUAAUAGACUUUAAAAGGGAUCCAUGGCCUAAGGUUUCUGACAAUGCCAAGAAUCUAGUAAAGCGGAUGCUCGAACCAGAUCCUAAGCUUCGGUUAACGGCUCAAGAAGUACUUGAUCACCCCUGGCUACAGAAUGCCAAAAAGGCUCCAAAUGUCUCUCUUGGUGAAACUGUUAGAGCAAGGCUCAAACAAUUUUCUGUAAUGAACAAGCUGAAAAAGAGAGCACUCCGAGUCAUAGCUGAGUUUUUAUCAGUUGAGGAAGCAGCAGGUAUAAAAGAUACGUUCCAAAUGAUGGACAUCAACAAUAAUGGAAAGAUAACCUUCGAGGAACUAAAAGUGGGUUUACAAAAGAUUGGCCAACAAGCCCAAGAUGCAGAUGUUCAAAUGUUAAUGGAAGCUGCCGAUGCAGAUGGAGAUGGAACUCUGAAUUAUGCGGAAUUUGUAGCUGUUUCAAUUCACCUGAGGAAGAUAGGAAAUGAUGAUCAUUUACGUAAAGCCUUCUUGUAUUUUGACCAAAACCAGAGUGGAUACAUUGAGAUUGAAGAACUCAGAGAUUCCUUAGCAGAUGACUUGGCUGAUAACUGUGAAGAAGUUAUCAAUGCCAUCAUCCAUGAUGUCGACACAGACAAGGAUGGGCGUAUAAGCUAUGAUGAGUUUGCAACAAUGAUGAAGGCUGGAACAGAUUGGAGAAAGGCAUCAAGGCAAUACUCACGGGAAAGAUUCACGAGUCUCAGCCUCAAAUUACUGCAGGAUGGCUCUUUGCAGUUAACCAACUGAAUUUAGAGAUUGAGAGGUUGCCAAAGGGAUUGCAAUUUCGAAAUUACCUUGUCCUUGGGGUUUAUAAAAAUUCUUUUCUUCUUUCUUUGUCUCUCUGUUUUACACGGGGAAGCUUGAUUCUUUUUUGGGGUGGUUCUGGGGGUGGUGUUUUUGAGUGUUGCCUGCUGCUUUUGUGAUGUACUGCUCCAUUGCUUGUUUUUUAACUGAGGGGAAGAAUGCAAGGGAAGAGGAGAUGGAGUCUUGGGUUGUGUAUAUAUGCCUAUUUUGUCAUGUGUUAAAAGAAAAAUGUUAUUCACUGAUCAGCAGAUUUACAGAAUUAUCUCUCUCUCUCUCUC